GCGCAUCCAUCAGACAGCAGCAUGUCAGUCCUUUAGGACUUCUCAGUUCUGUUCUUUUCUGUUUCUUCAUAUUACCUUGUGGUCGUGUACAGACCCAGGUCAGUGGUUUUGCCAUGGAGUUGGGUAGAGUUCAUUUGAAUCUAAAGACUCUGCUGCUGACGAUGAUGAUGUUCAAAUGGGGAAUCCUCUGCUCAGCCGCAUCAGACAAAUGCUUGUCUGCACCCUGCCACAACGGAGCUACCUGCGUGGACACCAUGGAUGAUUACGCCUGCAUCUGUGCCAGAGAGGGGAUCCGAUACAUGGGCAAAAACUGUGAUGAGCUCUAUGAUGCCUGCUCCUUUGCUCCAUGUGAAGACUGCACCAGCACCCCUGGCACCGCAGAAUACCACUGCAUCUGCCCGGAUGGACUCAUAGGUGAUAACUGCACAGAGGAGGUGGACGAGUGCCAGAGCAACCCCUGCUCCGAACCUCGCUCUCUGUGCGUAGACCAGCUGAACGAAUAUUUCUGCAGGUGUCCUGCUGGGUAUGGAGGACAGGACUGCCAGACACAUGUGACUGACUGCAUCGAUGAACCCUGCAGGAACCACGGGACUUGUAUAUUGCAACCGGAGGGCUUUGAAUGCCUGUGUGCACCAGGGUUCGAGGGGAAGACCUGCGAAGAGGAUGUGAAUGAGUGUGCAUCAGCGCCCUGUCAGAAUGGAGCUAUCUGUAUGGACGGAGUGGCGGAGUUCCACUGCUUCUGUGUGCCUGGUUUUCAGGGCUACAACUGCGAAAUUGAUAUCAACGAGUGUGCAUCACGACCCUGUGAGAACAACGCCACCUGCAUCAAUGAGAAGGACCACUACGAGUGUGAGUGCCUGGUGGGCUUCACAGGAGUCAACUGUGAAGUUGAAAUAGACGAGUGUGAGUCAGGUCCCUGUCGCAAUGGAGCCACCUGCCAGGACCUCGUCGGCAUGUACGCCUGCGAAUGUCUGCCCGGGUUUGAUGGCAUCGACUGUGAAAUUGAUGUUGAUGAGUGUGCCAGUGAGCCUUGCCAAAAUGGAGCUGUCUGUCAUGACAUGGUGAACAGUUAUGAAUGUGACUGCAGUGAAACAGGAUUCGAGGGUGACCACUGUGAAGUGGACAUAGCUGAGUGUGCCUCUGAUCCUUGUCAACACGGUGCCACAUGUUUAGAGGGCGUCAAAGGAUACACCUGCCUCUGCUGGCCAGGUUAUGAAGGACCAAACUGUGAGAUUGACAUUGAUGAGUGUGCCGAGCAGCCCUGUGAGAAUGGCGGGGAAUGUUUUGAGCGUUCGGAUCCAUCCCACUGGGAACUGGACUGGGAGCUCAGCUUUGCAGACGCAGCUGGAUAUAUUUGCCAAUGUCAGCCAGGGUUUGCAGGAGAGAACUGCUCUGUCAACAUUGAUGAGUGUGAAUCUGAACCCUGCCAGAAUGGAGGCACUUGUGUGGAUCAAAUAAAUGGCUACACCUGUACAUGCUCUGUUGGAUUUUUAGGUGACCUCUGUGAAGUGAACAUUGAUGAAUGUGAGAGCCAGCCCUGUCAAAACGGUGGCUGGUGUGAAGAUGGCAGGGCAUCCUACACCUGCCACUGUCCUGAGGCAGAACCAGGUCAACUUCCUUGGGGAGGCGAUCACUGCGAUGUGAAGCUCUACGGCUGUGUGGAUCAUGAAUGCCAGAACGGAGCCACCUGCCACCCAUGGCUAGAGGGUGGUGAACAUGGCCACACAUGCUUGUGCCCUCAUGGCUUCUAUGAUGAGCAGUGCUCUACGCAUACAACAUUCUCUUUCUCCACUCCAGGAUUCAUUCACAUUGAGGUUGUUGUGGAAGAAAGGACACGAAGGGAGGUUGAGCACCGUGGUCACAGUGGUUUUGGGGUGCAGCUACGCUUCCGGACAACUAUACCCAAUAUGUUGCUCUGCUACAGAGGUGAUGUUGACAACCACCUCCUCCUGGAGAUUGUCAAUGGUGGUCUUCAUGCCAAAGCCUUUUCUGAGGAGUCUGAACUGGAUGUAAUGUUUUCUGGCUUGGUUAGUGAUGGAGAUUGGCGGGAUGCUCAUGUGUUUGUGGAUAAUGAAGGCCUAGUUUUGAUUCUGAAAGGCCCUGGCUGUGACAGGGAUGGAUGCAGAGUUAUAGAUGGUGGUGCUGAUGAACCACCUUUCCAGCCCUCUGAAGCCUUCACUCAUAUUUAUGUAGGUGGAGCACCAGAAGAGCUUUUAGAGGACUGUGUAAGUGGUACAGCCUUCAUUGGAUGCAUGGAAGACCUGAUGAUAGACUCUAAGCCUAUCCUACCCCAAACAUUUCCAGAAGACCAAGGUCAUGAACUGGGAUGUAGUAAGACUGAAUGGUGUCAGCCUGACCCCUGCUUUGGACAUGGACGCUGUGUGGACCUGUGGACCAGCUACCACUGUGACUGCUACCGUCCCUUCCAUAGUGAGAGAUGCUCUGAAGAAUACCCUUCCUGGACAUACAGCCAUGAGGACAAAGUGGGUUUCAGUGUCUAUGAUGUUGGUAAGAGCCAUGGGAGCAACUUCAAUGUGUCCUUCUUCCUGAGGUCACUAAAGCCAGAUGGGCUGGUGUUUCAGCUAAGGAGACCCACAGAGGAAGAGGAGGGAGAGGUCUACUUCUCAGUCUACCUGGGGAUGGGGAGGGUUUUUGUCAGCUCUCUGCUUAACAGUGCCCCACUCUCAGCUCCAGUAUUUGUGACCACUGGCGAAAAGCAUCUUCUACAAGUGGAAGUCCAACAUAGAACGGUGAUCUUUGAGCAUGCAGGCCUUCGCUAUGGAAUAGGGGAGAUCCCUGAAGUGAAUGUGAACAGUGGGGAUCAGGUAUAUGUAGGAGGUCUCCCGGGAGACUGGGACUCUGAUGUUUGGGGGGGGCAUUACAAAGGUUGCAUCCAGGACCUUCGUUUAGACUCAGUGCAUCUGGAUGUGGACGCCUGGAACAGCUCAGAUGGGGAAGAUGUGUAUUUACCAAGUGAUGCUGAAAAUGUAACGCAGGGCUGCAUCAGUGACGAUACGUGCAAGAUGGAGCCCUGUCAAAAUGGAGGAGAAUGCACUGUCACGUUCAACGAUUUUACAUGUUCCUGUUCAGAGGACUACACUGGAAAGACCUGUGAAACACGUGUGUGGUGUGUUAGUGAUCCUUGUGUCAAUGGCGGCCAUUGUGUGGACCUCCCUGAUGGAUAUGAAUGUGUGUACAAUGCCACAUUUGAGAACAACCCUGUGCAGUUCAGUGCUGGAGGCUCCCUGGCUGAACCUGUCUCAACCAUAUACAUGGAGCUGCGGACCCGUUCAGAGAAUGCCGUGCUCCUGAGGGCCUCCUGGGGCUCUGACCUGUUGAUGGUAAGCCUGCUGGACUCUUCAGUCCGGGUGGAGAUCCACAUUGGCAACAGUGUCGAGACACUGACCUUUACAGGAGUGCGUCGGGUGGCUGAUGGAAGCUGGCACCGUGUGAACAUCUCAAUGGCUGAGAAAGAGCGUGAAACAUCUCCCUGGAUCAUCACUGUGGAUGGAAUCAUGGACGCCAGCAGUCUGCUACAGCACACGGGGAGUCUUCACUUUCUCAAUGAGAAGGGGGCCACAUUGGCCAUUGCAGAGAGCUUCACUGGCUGCUUGGGUGCAGUGAGGGUCGGAGGAGUCUACCUUCCUUUUAUGGAUGAUUAUAAGGCCCCACAGCCAUCUCAGUUCCAUUUAGUUGGAAAACCAAAGAUUCGUUUGGGUUGUACCAGCGCCCCUGUUUGUGAUUCAGAUCCUUGUUUAAAUGGAGCAACAUGUGAAGACCUCUUUAAUAAAUUCAGCUGUUUGUGUGACUUGGGUUGGGAGGGAGACCAGUGUGAGACAGACACUGAUGACUGUGCUUCUCAGCCUUGUGUUCAUGGAACCUGUAAGGAUUACUUAGCUGGUUUUGAGUGCCAGUGCCACCCUGGAUAUGCAGGCACACUGUGUGAUGAGGAUCUAGAUGAGUGUGAGCAUCAUGAUUGUGAACAUGGAGGCACCUGUCAGGAUGGACCCAACAUGUACACCUGUAUAUGCCCCAAGGACUACAGUGGCCCACUGUGCCAGUGGGACUAUCCACCAAUACAGUGUGGUAAAGAUGUCCAGUGUGCAAAUGAUGGAAUUUGCCAUGAUGGGCUGUGGGGAGCUAACUGCACAUGCAUGCCGGGUUUUACAGGCAGCAGAUGUGAAUUGGAGAUUAAUGAGUGCAGAUCUAACCCCUGUCGAAAUGGUGGUUCCUGUUUGGAUCGUUUUAACAUGUUUGUGUGUGAAUGCCCUCCUGGCUACAGCGGUCCAACCUGCGAUGCUAAUAAACAAGCCCAUAAACAGGGAAUUCCCUGGCUGGUGGUAACCAUCCCGCUGCUGUGCUUCUGCGUGCUGAUCCUGAUCAUCGGCUUUACUUUCAUGUUUUUAACGGCGAGGAAGAAGCGCCAGUCGGAGGGUGCAUACAGCCCCAGUGCUCAGGAGCUGGCUGGAGCUCGCCUGGAGAUGGACAGCAUGCUCAAAGUUCCACCAGAGGAAAGACUCAUCUGAUGAAUGAAGGGUGUUUGACUGUGGUGAUCUGAGCACUGCGGGCAGGUGCACAGGACUCACUGUCAAAACUGUUUAGACCAAUGAAUAUCUGGAUUGAGCUGAAGGACAUAUGUUGUAGGCUGCAGCCCCCUCCUGGUGGUGACCAGUUACUGGCCCAGUGGUGCUGCUGUACAAGACACUUAACAUGUUGGGGGUAUAUUUUUGAUAAAAGACUCUGGACAUCUGAAGAAACAGCCCCAAGUACUUUGCUAUUCAUUGAUAGGAGCGGGAAAAAUAAAGAAACAAAUAAUUGUAUAACUCCACACACUGUAGUUUGUCAGGACCUUAAACCUGUUUUACAGUCCUACAGUAGCUACUUUAUAAAGGACAGUUUAAGGACUGUAUUUCAGGUAUCAUUGCACAGUCAAGCUCUAAAAACACAAGCUGCUGGAAACUGAGUUGCAUUUGUAGGAAACAUUAUUACUAGCAUUAGCAGCAUCCAGCAAAGUCAGGCCAGUGCACAGGGGUCUGCAGCUGCAGUACCUGCACUGGCCACUAAAUGCUGGCGCUAAAUAAAACACUGAGGGGUGAAUUUACAAAAGGAUUACGUACUUUUACAGCUGCGUAACCUGCACAAAGAAGACAAAAAGAAACCAUGUAAAACCGCAAAGGGCAAAAUGCACCCCUAACUGCACUGCCAAGCAAAUAGUGUGCUAUUUGCACGUUUUUAAAUUAGGUAUACAUUUGGCACAAAACCGGCCCCUUUCUAUGCAAAUGAGCUUUGUUGCAAAAACGGUCCAAUUCACAAAGUGCACUAAUAGCCACACAAAGUUAGAAUGAAAUUAAUAGCGUCUUUAGAGAGUUGGUGGUAACUGAAGCCCAUUUUUAAGGGAUGUCGCUCAGACUUUCCAGUGAACAUGUCACAUUUAAAUUCCUUGCCUGAAGUUUUGAGGAAUGCCUCUGCACCUCGUUGGUUAGGAUUUGUAGCUUGAGGUCUGAAAAUUUAAUUUUCUUUCUCUCUGUCAUUGUCCUACCUACUGUGUUCUUAGCUCAAAGACAAUAUUUAUAAUUUGCCACAUGGAUAAUUGCAAUCAGACACAAAACAAUGGCAAAUUGCACUUAGCUGCAAAACCAUGUUUGUGCUGUAAUAUCAUUAGCGCAAUAUCUUUCGUGAAUCAGACCUUGAGACGGGCAGUCAGCGGCCACAAUCCAGUCUUUGUGAAUUUGCCACUGACUGUAUUGGAGUGAUUGGAAGCUUUCUAAUAGAAGGUCAGUACAAUUUAUUUUUUUCCAGUUUCACCUCUAAUGUGGGUUUUGGUGGGGAUUUUGAAAAAUAUAGCAUCACUUUAAAGACGUGAAGGCUUAAGUAGAGGUAUGAUGAUCAAGAAUGUGUGUGUUAACGUGAAGGGUACAUACUCUGCAGCUUGCUCUUCCCACCUCAGCUCAGCUUAUAAAGCCUUACCAUCCUACAAACAGCUAACCUGGACAGUAUCUGACGGCAUCGGAAUGUAAAUAAUUUCAGUAUUCAUUUUCUAAAAGGAUAUUCCUGUCCUCCUGGUGAGGGUAGAAUUCCAUCACUCUGGAAAACUCAAACAUGCACAACAUGAAGGAUUCCAGUUUUCUCUCAUACUGCAAAUCCCACCUCCUGUCAAUGCUGGAAUACCAUUGGACACAUGUCUUGUACAUUUGGUGUGAAAGCAGGGUUAGCCUCUGUGACUUUCUAGUUCCAUUACGGACAAAAAUAAAAGCUGAACUCCCCCCAGAAUCAAGUGGGUGACAUCACAGAGGCUGUUUUCACUUAGGACCAAUUGGUUCAACUUUCCUCAACCCACUGAAGGCACUGUGCAGUGUGCUGCGACACUAUGACAGUCUGAUGACAGCACAGAACCUCACCUGGGAGCAAACUGAAAAUGAGCAGCAGGAAAUGUACAGCACCUUAUAAAAAAGGCACUGAGAGCAGCAGAAGAUGUUUAACUCACUGAGGAGAUGAUACCACACCUGCUUAUCAUGGGUUACUUUAGUCUUGGACGAUGAAUUCACUGAUGUGUUUCUGAGCCAGUGGGCAGUUUGGCUACAUGUAGGACAUGUAGGCUACUGAAUAGCUUCUGCACAAGAUGUGUUCACCUCUUUGUUUCUCACUCCAUGUGCCAUGGUGCACACUCACAGGAGAGUACAACAAGUUACAAACUGUCAUAUUCUCAUAUUUUUGUCCAUUAGCCUAUUUAUUGGUCAUGAUACUGCAAAAUUUUACUCACCUGUGUUGUAGAGAUUUGGGAAAAUUGAACUCAAACAAGAUCAAUGUUGGGGACAAGGAGUGUGAGUCUCACAGCUUUCCAAAAUAACUUCAGAGAACUGCACUGUUUGAGAUGAUUUCUGUUAAACUGAUCAACUUUUUGACCAGCUGUUGGAGGCUCUCACUUCUUUGCUGGAGUCAUGGCAACACUAACCUGUUAAGGGCCGAACGUGUCAUUACUGACCCAGAGUUUUCAUGUCUGACAGACACAUAGUAAUGGACAAAAAUAGGUGGACAAACACUGGAAGAACACAAUAGCUUUGUAUCAUUUGCUGCACAGACCCAUAAUCCUUGCACUCUGAUUCUUGAGCUUUGCUUUCACCCCUUACUGCACUUCUCACCCACUUUGGUGUGCUCUAGAAAAACUACUCUGAGUGUUUGAUGAAGAUUUUAAGCUCCAAGUCGCACCAUUUAAAUGUCCUUGUCUUUUAUGUUUAUAAUAUUGUUAGGGCAACUUUGUCACAUGAUAUUCUGAGUGAAAGCAAUUCACUGUACCUUGUAUAUGAAACAUGACAUCCUCAGUCUAGCUUUCUUUAUUAGGAAGCCAGUAAGUUGUACAACUUAAUCCACAAGCUGGCAUUUAUUUUGUGUGUAAAGCCUGUAAAUAUAUUUUUGUUUGAACUUCUUUUUUUGAAUUUUGAAUUUGACUUUUAGUGCACAAAGGGAGUGUCUGCUCAUGUUUGUCUCGGCCUCUUCAGUAGCAUCUUCACAUAUGUUUACAAUCAAUCAAGAAUUCAUUAAAUCCAGUGAUUUUCAAGACAGUAUUCUGGGAGAUCAAGCUAACUUUUUAGGAUGUAAUGAAAUGUUGCACCAAAACAAAAAAGAAAGGAAUAAAGAAGCUUAUUUUACAAUGUAAAAGCAGGAGUAAAAAGACAGUGAAAUAUCCUGUAACUAAAAAUGUGAAAAAUGUGAUGUACAGUAUAAGUUUUUUUUAAUGUACUAAAGAAAACAACAUGUACUCAUGUUAGUAAGAGUUUUAAGUCUUGGCUGCACAUUCAGUAUUGUCAUUCAUUUCUUUGUUUUCUUCAUUUUGAUGUACAAAAUCCAGGAUGUUUCAUUCAUAAUGUAUUAUAAGCAA
Messenger RNA from Thunnus maccoyii (southern bluefin tuna), 7876 nucleotides. RefSeq names its product crumbs cell polarity complex component 2a (gene crb2a). Gene Ontology annotation, biological process: establishment or maintenance of epithelial cell apical/basal polarity; heterophilic cell-cell adhesion. Gene Ontology annotation, cellular component: protein-containing complex; plasma membrane. The transcript has 13 exons. Gene Ontology annotation, molecular function: calcium ion binding. The record is from RefSeq and is a predicted model, not a curated record. NCBI's taxonomy places the organism in Eukaryota, Metazoa, Chordata, Actinopteri, Scombriformes, Scombridae. Bases 114 to 4526 code for a protein of 1470 amino acids.